AUGUCUCAGGCAGACGUCGACGUGCACGCCGUCGAACAGGCGACGCGGGAAAUCAUCAAGCAGGCCAACGCGGACGGGACCAUCGAUGAGCUGACGCCACGGCUUGUGCGCAAGCGGGUUGAGGAGCGGCUCGCGUUGACACCUGGGGCGCUGGACGAGGACGAGCACAAGGCGCGCGUGAAGGCUGUGGUGGCUGCUACGAUGGAGGAGCUGGAAGGGGUGAAAAGUGAAGAAGAGCCAAAUGCAAAGCCUGCGAGGAAGCGCAAGUCUGCAGCAGAUGACGUGGGCAAGAAGCCGCGGUCGAAGGUCAAGGCCGCCGCAAAAACCAAGGAGAAGGAGAAGGCACCCUCGAAGAGAGCAGGGAAAGGUGCCAAGGCCAAGGUCACGCGGUCCCCGUCUGUUAUACCAUCUGACAGCGAGAACGAAGACAGCUAUCAGCCUUCUGGCGACGCGGCGCCAAAGGCGAAAUCAACACCUGCGAAGAAGAGCAAGAAGGCUGUGGUCUCGGACGAGGAGCCCGAGGAGGGGCCAUCCGGACCUCCGCAGAAGCGCCGAAAGACGUCCACCGAGAUCAGCUUAGACGUCGACCCUGCAGCGAAACCGUCGUCUUCCCGGGACAAGCCCGAGUCGACAAUGGAAUCAGCAUCGUCGAAUGUUGUCGAUCAGCCAUCGUCGCCCACUGCCGUAGAGACCCAACGGGAUGGCUCGGAGCCAACGACGGCUGUCGAGAAGGACGACGGGGAUAAGAGUGAGUCAGAGAUGUCAGUGUUGAUCGACGAACCCCCGAAGAGGGGUCGCAAGAGGAGUGGAAAGGAUGGCGAGACAAAGACCAAGGCAAAAAGAGAGCCUAAGGAGAAGAAGUCCAAGCCGCCUGCAAAGGAGCUGUCAAAAGAUGAAGAGACCGUCAAACGGCUGAAGUCUCUUGUUGUGGCGUGUGGUGUGCGCAGAGUCUGGGCGAAAGAGUUCAAGGACCUUGAGCGCCCCUCCGACCAAAUCAAGCGGCUGAAGCAGAUUCUGGCUGACCUGGGCAUGACAGGCCGCAUGAGCCUCGAACAAGCGAAGGCGAUCCGUGAGAAGAGGGAAUUGGCACAGGAGCUUGAGGAUGUACAGACCUUCGCCAAGGCAAUCGAGACGGGUCCUGGGUCGAAGCGUAGCCGGACGAAGGUGCAGCGACAGCAGCAGGUAUCGGAUGACGAAGAGUCGGAAGCAGAGUCUGCGGGUGCACCAAAACGACGGGCGAACGCUCGCCAAAGCAUCAUGGCAUUCUUGGGUGACCAAAGUGAUGAUGA
This is a messenger RNA of Postia placenta MAD-698-R-SB12, 1289 nucleotides long. RefSeq lists its product as hypothetical. The transcript has 11 exons. Lineage: Eukaryota; Fungi; Basidiomycota; Agaricomycetes; Polyporales; Adustoporiaceae. The record is from RefSeq and is a predicted model, not a curated record. Gene Ontology annotation, cellular component: nucleus. The annotation marks the transcript as partial.